AUGGGAAAUGGUUACUUAGCUCAAAGAGGACAGCGGAUUCUGACAAAAACAAAUCUUCGUAACGCACUGCUCAUUGGAGUUUUCUCGAGCCUGCUGCUUGUUGCAUAUUACCUACUUCAGAGCUCUCGACGACAUCACAAGAAUGAUAUAACCUGGAAAAUAAAUCCAUAUUUCACCAAACAAGAACCUUAUCGUCGACGUUUCUCAUGUUUGCUCUCUCGCAAACGUUGCGACCAAAACGCAUUCCUAUUAAUCUUGGUGCUUUCUGCCCCUGCUAACUCGGACAGGAGAACAGUCAUUCGGAGGACUUGGGGGAAUGAUCGAUCACUCCAAAUGAGAUGGAAGACCGUGUUUCUCGUUGGUCAAACUUUAGAAAACAACAAUCAGAGUGAAAAUAUGGCCGCCGAGGGUACGACAUACGGAGAUAUCAUACGAGGAAGUCACACUGACCAUUAUUACAAUUUAACUCUGAAGACGCAAAUGGGUCUCGAGUGGGCGGCAGGAUAUUGCGAUUUCAGUUAUCUCCUCAAAGUGGAUGAUGAUGUAUUUGUUAAUCCCUAUAACUUGUUGGACCACCUGGAAAAGCCUGACACCCAAGUAACUAACCUUUACAUGGGACGCUGUUUCCACAACGCGCCUGUUCUACGUGUUGGCAACCACCGAAUAACCAGAGAAGAGUACAGUGAGUCUACUUUUCCAACUUACUGCAACGGGCCAGCGUAUUUGUUAUCGUCAGAUUUAGUCCACAAAUUAGUGGAAUUAUUUGACACUUAUACCCCUUUUAGACUCGAACAUGUUUAUAUAGGCAUGUUAAUACGUAAUAUAUAGAUUUAGCCAGGGCUAAAAGCGAGGCUCCCAUUAGUAAAUUUAUAAUUUAAAUUAAAUAAUAACCUUGUAUUCGAAUUCCACAAUUCAGUUAACUUUAGAGCACAUUUAUGUGACUUUUGAGGGAAAGGCUACCUGAUUUUAGAGAAAAAUAAUUUGCAAACAGCCCAAGAGUGAACCAAAUCUUACAUCGAGUUGAUAGCCUCAUAUGUACACUCAAAAACUGGUAAUCAUCUUUUAUCACAUUUAAGAGCCGUAAUGGCUAUUGACAGCUAUUGAUCACCGUAGAUCAAUUAGGCUUAGAAAAAAAAUCAGGCCAACGUUUUGGCGUUCGACAAGUUUACUUUGCAAAAUCUUGCCAACAAAUCUGGGUGCGUGUAAACCAACCUUUUAUACCAUGGACAGAAAGCAGUAUUUCACAAUACAAAUUGCUCUCAUUCAAUAUUCAUAAACUGUUAAAAAAAUUUUCCAAAAUCACCUAUACGGCCAUCCGGUUCUCACUUUUGUAGUGCGAGCUGUAGCGAGUGUUUGAAUGAACAUUAACAGAGUUACGCUCCAAGAUAAUAAAGAAUUUAUCAUGUUUAUUUUUUAUUUGAUGGUUUAUCGAGCGGCAUUUUGAGAACUCCUGCAAGCGAUGUUCACUGAACGACUGAAAACAAUCGGCAUAGCGAUUAAAAUUGCAAGAGAGACUACUAACAAUCAAUAAAAGAAAUAUAAUUCGGUUAGACAUAAACAGAGACAACAAUUUUCAUUCAGGAAGACAAGUAUUAAAGUGUCCCUAAAUAUCCUGAAUCUUCAAGCUUCAAGCUUAAGUUUGCUGAAGUUUAUGUUUUAAGCCAGCUUCCCGGUGUUUGUUUUUUCAAAGACGAACUCGAGGCAAGAAAAUCGCUCAAAGCUUUCUUUUCCGGCUAGAAUUAUAACUAAAGAUUCUUUGGAACAUUUUCUUUCUAUUUGCGGUGAGAAACUGUCUAAAGGCUUUUUAAAGUUCUGUAAGAUUAUAUCAAACCAGAUACUCGGUGAGAUCGUUGUCUCAAAUCUUACAAACGCGCAUAAACUAAAUUCCCGCAUAAACUACGCUCCACUUCAUUAAAUUAGAUACAAAAAACAAACAUGAAAUACAAUAAUUUCUCUGGCUUACCAUUCGAGAUGCAGCUCCUGAAAGUUAUCAGGUAAAGCCAGUAUCGCUUCAGACUUUGCAAUCCUCUUACGCAUCAAGCAAGGUGAAAACGAAAACGAUGCCAUCCGAAAUCGGAUUUCCGACUUUGACAAGCGACGUUUUCUCAACCAAAACCCAAUAAACAAACUAGCCAUGAGUAACAGAAGACUCCUGAUAGCAGCUGAAUUUCAUUUUGUACAUCCAGUGGAAAAAGACAGUUAAAAACAUCACAAGUUGACACAAAACUCUGUCAGCUUCAGCUGUUAAAGUAAACAAGAUUCAAAAUGCUGCAUAAAUUUUGCGCAUGAACUCACCUGUCAAAUUUUGACCAAUCAGAGCAUAAAAAUUGGACGUAGAGCGUGACCAACGCGUGACCAUUGUGAGAAAAAACAAAAGCAAAUGUCUUCCCUGCCUGUAACAGCUGGCUGAAUUUUCACGUCCAAGGUCAGUUUGCAAUCAAAAUUUUAAUUGUGCAGCACAUAAACACAACAUAUUUCAUAUGAAUUAAGAAAAAAAAUUGAACUUGAGCCUGCGAUCACUUGAAAACUAGUUUACUUGUCAGCGGAUAACUUCAAAAAGUACUUGAUCUCGACGGGUCGACACCUGAGCCCGCGAUACGGUCAAGUGAUACUGGUCAGCGGGUACUCUGUUUUGACAGCUGUCAAUUGAUCAAAACAUUGAUGUCCAAUAUGCGUGCAUUAUCAGUUUUCCUGUGCUCCCAAACUAGUAAAAGUAUGAGAUUGAACGUUGUUCGCGAUCUAGUAAAACAGUUAACUGGUCAGCGGACAGCUUCCAAAUAAAUCACGUCACCUCGAUGAGUUGACACAUGAGCCCGCGAUAUGGUCAUGGGAUACUGGUCAGUGGCUAUCCUGUUUGGACAGCUGUCAAUUGACCAUAUUGUUAAUGUCCUAUAUUAAAGAUGUGGACUUGCCAAGACACGCCUGAGACACCCCUCCCUUCCUUUUGAUAGUCUCCCCUACCCCACCCAUACAAUCUGUAGACGCGUACGUACGUACGUACGUACGUACGCUCGGUCAAUCACGUGACAACCAAACGAAAAGAGGUUGACCAUAUUCCAUGGGUAUGGGGCUCUGUCCCACGCGCGCUUCGCGCGCGCGGGAGCCCCGCUAAAAUAGGUGGAGUUGAGGCUGUAGGUCACUCAGGCUUUCGCACUCAGGAAUUUGGUGAGCCGUGCAAACAUUUUCCAAAUAUGUUUGCUUAUCACGAAGCUUCCGUAAAGUGUUCGGAGGAAUUGUUUGAAGAAGGGAUCAAAGAGAGACUAGCUUUAGAAUUUAGCAAAUUGAGAAAUGCUACAGGCUAA
Molecule: messenger RNA, 3302 nt
Organism: Porites lobata
Lineage: Eukaryota; Metazoa; Cnidaria; Anthozoa; Scleractinia; Poritidae
Source: the annotation of a GenBank genome assembly